AUGAUGGAGGGCUUUUCAGGGGCUCGCGUAGGGGCAAUCACGCCCCCAGCAUCAGAUGACGGAGACGCCAGGCAGGCUGGUUGCCCGACCAGCAGUGCGGAGCCGCCCGCAACCCCCGAACAAGUAAACAAGAGCAUCGUCACUCCUGCAUUUCCACCAUCACCGCCACCAAGCAUCAAGGCACGUCGCGAUCGUUCGUCCCAGCAAAAAGAAGCCAACCGCUCCAAACAAUUCACUACUCGCCUUCAACGCAGUGCUACAAUCGGUGGAACAGACAGCGAUUUAUUGGGCCGAAAGAAAGGGCGGGGAUUCAGACAGAUUUCCAGUUUACCGGCAGAUCACGGAUUGAAGGCCAUUGAACCGCCGCAUGAACAGGGACUUGUGAAGAUGGCAUUUGCGGAGCAGCAACAAUGGGUUACUGUUCAGCAAAAGACAUUUACGAAAUGGUUGAAUACCAAAAUCAAACCAAGAGAAUUGGCAGUAGUAGAUCUGGUGAAAGAUCUUAGCGAUGGAGUUAUUCUAAUACACCUGCUCGAAUGCCUUUCAAACGAAUCCCUGGGUCGAUAUGCCGCGAAGCCCAAACUCCGCGUGCAACGAUUUGAAAAUGCGAAUCUAUCACUCGACUUCAUCAAAUCUCGUGGCAUACAAAUGACAAACAUUGGUGCUGAGGAUGUUGUUGAUGGGAAUCGAAAGAUCAUACUGGGUCUAAUCUGGACCCUAAUUCUACGCUUCACGAUCUCGGACAUCAAUGAGGAGGGUAUGACUGCAAAAGAAGGUCUGCUGCUUUGGUGUCAAAGAAAGACUGCCUGUUAUGACGAAGUCGACGUGCGGAAUUUCACGGACAGUUGGAAUGAUGGCCUCGCGUUUUGUGCUCUUCUGGAUAUCCACAGACCGGACCUGAUCGACUACGAUGCGUUAGACAAGAACGACCACCGCGGGAACAUGCAAUUAGCAUUUGAUAUUGCGAAGACUGAAAUUGGAAUCCCUGACCUGCUGGAUGUGGAAGAUGUCUGUGAUGUUGCCAAACCGGAUGAACGCAGUUUGAUGACAUACAUAGCAUACUGGUUCCACGCCUUUUCACAGAUGGAGAAGGUCGAGAAUGCUGGGCGACGAGUUGAGAAGUUCGUCAACAAUAUGCAGGGUGCUUGGGAGAUGCAAAGUAACUACGAGAGGAGGAUGAGAGAAUUGCUGAAGCAGAUCCACGAACAGGGAUUGAGAUGGGACGGAGCUAAAUUUGAGGGCACAUAUGUUGAUGCGAAGAAGCAGUCAACGGAGUUUAGUGCAUACAAGAGGGGGAAGAAGAGGGAAUGGGUGGCGGAAAAGAGUGAUCUGGCUGCCCUGCUGGGCAAUAUCAAAACAAAAAUGAGCACGUAUCGGCUGCGGCCGUACGAUCCACCAGCAGAGUUAAGACUGAGUGUCUUGGACGACGAGUGGGCGAGCUUGAUGAGAUCAGAAAUGGCAAGGGGACAGUUGAUCAACGAGACCAUCAGAGACAUCAAGAACGCACUGCGGAAAUCCUUCGCAGACAAAGCCAACGAUUUCGCCCUGGCCUUGAACACGAUGCAGUUAGCUAUAUCAGGACUGGAGGGCGAUGUCGAAGAUCAGCUAACGCAUGUCCGACGAUUGAACGAGAACCUAUCACCCAUGAAUCAAUACCUUGAGAAAAUCGAAGAGGUGGACCGUAAAUGCGAAGAGGCCAACAUUGAAGAAAACGACUUUACAACAUACACCUACGAUGAAUUAUGCUACGAGCUUAGCCUAGUCAAGAAUUCCGUCUCCAAGAAACUUGCUUUCCUCGACAACCAAGUCGUUGCCCGAAAUAUGACUAAUCUAACCCCCAUUCAACUCGAAGAAUUCGAAAGCGUAUUCCGACACUUCGAUAGAGACGUUACCAAUAGUCUGCAAGAACUCGAGUUCAGCGCAGCUCUCGCUUCCCUUGGUCUCGUUUUCAGCGAAGACGAAAUGCACGACUACUUCCUCGAGACGUCUAAUGGCCGAGACUACGUAACAUUUGAGCAAUUCAUCCGCUUCAUGGUCGACGUAACCGAGGACCAAAACACUGCUGAGCAAGUCUUCCAGAGUUUCCGUGAAGUCGCAGAUGGCAAACCUUAUGUGACCGAAAUGGAUCUAAGACAUAGUCUUGUGCCAGACGAUGUGAUCGAGAAACUCACGCAGAUUGUACCGCCACAUAAAGGUCCUGAUCUUCAAGAAGAUAGGGGAAUGCCCCAGUAUGAUUAUAUCAGCUUUAUGGACGGCCUACUUGGUGGCCCGGAGCAGGAGGAGCAACAUACCGCUCUCUCGGAUCUUUCUAAUGGAAGGAGUCCAAAUAGAGCAAGUACAAACGGAAGCGGGAAGACGAAUGGGUACAAUUAA
Cadophora gregata is the source of this 2373-nucleotide messenger RNA. RefSeq lists its product as uncharacterized. Gene Ontology annotation, cellular component: cortical actin cytoskeleton; plasma membrane; cell projection. The record is from RefSeq and is a predicted model, not a curated record. The transcript is spliced from 4 exons. Bases 1 to 2373 code for a protein of 790 amino acids. Lineage: Eukaryota; Fungi; Ascomycota; Leotiomycetes; Helotiales; Ploettnerulaceae. Gene Ontology annotation, biological process: actin cytoskeleton organization; actin filament bundle assembly. Gene Ontology annotation, molecular function: actin lateral binding; calcium ion binding.